AUGAACCAAAUUCCUAUAGCAGAAGUCAAUGAAGAUUUAGAUUUUGAAGAAUCUAACAAACCUAACAUAAACCAGAUUACUGUAAAAGUUAAUAAAAAUCAAGAAUUUGAAGAAUCUAACAUAAACCAAAUCACUGCAGCAGAAGUUAAUAAAGAUCAAGAAUCAGAAAUACCUAAUGUAGAUCAAAUUACUUUGACAGAACAUAACAUGAUUUUUAAUAAAUCAUUCAUUGAAACAUUAAAGCAUAAUUAUAAAAAUUAUAGUCCACAAUUUCAGACCACUCUUGAAAAUGUUGAUCCACUUGCACAUAUAAGAAGUAGCACAAAAAUUCGAACACAAGUUGAGUCUGUAAAGCGCAGAAAAAAAGCCAUUUGUAAUAAGAAAAAUAUUAAUUAUCAUGCUAUGCCAGCACAUAAGAAGCAAACAACCAGUAAAAAAGCACAUAGUCUUAGUUAUAAUGUGAAUAAUAAUCAGUUAAAUUGA
This is a messenger RNA of Dentiscutata heterogama, 483 nucleotides long. The record is from the annotation of a GenBank genome assembly. Lineage: Eukaryota; Fungi; Glomeromycota; Glomeromycetes; Diversisporales; Gigasporaceae.